This is a messenger RNA of Mauremys mutica (yellowpond turtle), 1211 nucleotides long. RefSeq lists its product as uncharacterized. Gene Ontology annotation, molecular function: antigen binding; immunoglobulin receptor binding. Gene Ontology annotation, cellular component: immunoglobulin complex, circulating; external side of plasma membrane; blood microparticle. The record is from RefSeq and is a predicted model, not a curated record. The annotation marks the transcript as partial. NCBI's taxonomy places the organism in Eukaryota, Metazoa, Chordata, Testudines, Geoemydidae. The transcript has 3 exons. Gene Ontology annotation, biological process: B cell receptor signaling pathway; complement activation, classical pathway; innate immune response.
UCCCAGGUGCAGCUGGUGGAGUCCGGAGGGGAUGUGAAAAAGCCCGGAGACUCUCUCCGCCUCUCCUGCAAAGCCUCCGGGUUCACCUUCAGCGACUAUGAAAUGGCUUGGGUCCGCCAGGCUCCCGGGAAGGGGCUGGAGUGGGUCGCUACAGUCAGUAAACCAAGUGGAUCCAGCCAGUGGUAUUCCCCGGCCGUUCAAGGCCGAUUCACCAUCUCCCGGGACAACUCCGUCAGCUCGGCUUAUCUACAAAUGACCGGCCUCAAAGCCGAGGACACUGGCCGCUAUUACUGUGCUAGAGACACAGUGGCACAAAGCUUAGUAGUGGUGAUGCAAAAAACCCAGACUGCACCAUCUCCCCCGAGCCGCGUGAGGGCAGCAGUGACCAUGCAGUUCUGGGCACAGGCUGAGAAAAGGCAUCAGGGAGGGGGAUAUGCAAAUGAAGGUGAGAGUUUCCUGUUUAAAUCUGCCCCUCUCUCUGCCCAGGCUGCACCCGGAGACACAAUCCGCAGCCCCUGGGUCUGUGCAGUGACCAGCCAGUCCCUGAGAACUUCCCCUCCAGCACCAGGGACAAUGAGGCUUUGGUUGUAUCUCGUUCUCACUGCAGCAUGUCUGGAAGGUGUCCGGUCCCAGGCGCUGGUGGAGUCCGGAGGGGAUGUGAAAAAGCCCGGAGACUCCCUCCGCCUCUCCUGCAAAGCCUCCGGCUUCACCUUCAGCGAUUACUACAUGAGCUGGGUCUGCCAGGCCCCCGGGAAGGGGCUGGAGUGGGUCGCCUACAUUAGCAGCGGCAGUGGGAGUAGCACAUACUACGCUGAUGCAGUUAAAGGGCGAUUCACCAUCUCCAGGGACAAUCCCAGCAACCUGCUGUACCUGCAAAUGACCGGCCUGAAGCCCGAGGACACCGCCCGCUAUUACUGUGCGAGACACACAGUGGGGAAAAUCCCGGCAGGGCUCGUACAAAAACCAGAGACGCAGAACCGCCCUUCUCCCGUGCGCCGCAUGGGGGCAGCACUUCCCCAAACAAUCCAGCCCUGGGCACAGGAAUUGGAUCUGCAACCAGAGUGAAAAACAAAUCAGUCCUCAGGUUUCAGAGCUCAAUAUCCAUCUGUAGAAUCAUAGAACCCUGGGACUGGAAGGGACCUGGAGAAGUCAUCUAGUCCCGUCCCCUGCACUCAUGGCAGGAUUCAGUGUUAUCUAGACACCAUACCUGA